CCCGAGGUGGCGGACAAGACAGACGUCUGCUUCGGGCCAGUUCAGAGGGCUUUUCUGCGUCGUCGGCUUUCAUAUUCCAUGUCGUCAUUGUGUUCGAAUACACCGUACCUCAAUAUGUUUGGUGAAGUGUUUAUGUAGUAUUUGUUGCACCCGUAGACGCCAUCCACGUGCCAUAACUUGAACGAGACGCCAUUGUCAUCAAGGUGAAAAAAGAGGCUCCACACGGACGAGUCGACAGCAAGAAAAAGCUCAAACAUGGAGCAGAAACGCGUUUACAAAGUGGUGCUCACCGGAGGACCCUGCGGAGGCAAGACUACAGGACAGACGAGGCUCUGCACGUUCUUUGAAAACAUGGGCUGGAAGGUGUUCCGUGUUCCCGAGACAGCGACCGUGCUGCUCAGUGGCGGCAUCAAGUUUUCAGACCUGAACGCGGAAGAGGCAGAAGGGAUGCGGCGGUCACCGAGUCCCAUGGAUGUACUUGCUAAUGGAAUUGGGUACGAGGGUGAAGCCAAGUGGCCCGAGAUCCUCAAGGUCAUCUCCGGCGAGGCAUUCAAGUUUCAAGAGAAUCUACUGAGAACGAUGAUCCAAAUAGAGAACACGUUCUUCCAACUGGGUGAGAGCUGCUCUCGAAAUUGCCUUAUUAUCUGUGAUCGUGGUGCCAUGGACGCCUCUGCAUUUAUCUCGAAGGACAAGUGGGAACUGAUGAUGGCUUCUAACGGAUGGAACAACGUGGAACUACGCGACAAUCGCUACAACCAAAUAAUACACAUGGUCUCGGCUGCGAACGGGGCCGAGGAGUUCUACUCGACGGAGGAUCACGCUUGUCGCUCCGAAGGCGUCGAACUGGCUCGUGAACUUGAUUACAAUGCUGCUGCUGCUUGGGUCGGGCAUCCUUACUUCGACGUGAUAGACAACUCUCAGGAUUUCGAUAGUAAGAUCUGUCGGAUGAUCGAGUGUGUCUGCCAGAAGCUCUGUAUUGAUACGGGCGACAGAUUGAGAGCCAGUAGUCGUAAGGUCAAGUUCCUGGUCAAGGGACCUUUGCCACCGGACAGCGAGUUUCCACCCUUCCAGGACUUCGACGUGGUGCACAAUUACCUGCAGAGCAAAACACCCAAGAUGCAGGCGCGUUUACGUAAACGUGGUCAGAAAGGUCAUUGGUCCUAUAUUCAUACAAUCAGACGACCCAAGAUGUGUGGCCAAGUUGUGGAGGUCAAAACACAACUCACGCAUCGUGACUAUCUGAAUAUGCUAGCGCAACGCGAUGACUCUCACUUCACUAUAUUCAAAAAGAGACGCUGCUUCCUUAUAAACAACCAGUAUUUCCAGCUGGAUAUAUACAGGGAACCUGGACAUCCCAGGUGCAAAGGUUUGAUGCUCCUGGAAACGUACACCGCUCUGAGUGGCGAUGACCUAAAACGUAUUUUACCACAGUUCUUAACAAUCGAGAAGGAGGUCACAGGGAAUCCGGAUUACAGCAUGUUCAAUCUGAGUCUACGAGAAGAAUGGAACAAGACAAAUAAAUACUGUCACACUCUGCAUGGCUUGAUCGAGAAUACGGCAGCCGAGAGCAAAACCGAGGUGCGCGAAGUGAACGGCUCGACGCCGGAAAAGCACGCGAAUGGAGUCGAUAGUAGGGUUAACGGUGUAAACGGUUUAGAAAAUGGUGUAAGCAGUCCCGUCAAAAAUGGAGUGCAUACGGCACUCUCCAACGGAGUCAAGCGUAAUGGACUCGAGGAGGAGCGAAAGUGCUCCUCUGACAUUGGCGAAUUUGGUAGUCCCGUCAAAAAAUUGGCUGACGGUAUUCACGAGAAUGAUGGCGGAUUGCAUAGGAAGAGUCUGCAGAACGGUGUAAAGAUAUAACAUUGGGGAUAGCGGAGUUGACUACAGAAGCGAAUACUUGCCUGGCUGAUCGAAAUCAAAGUAUCGAAGCUAAACGUAGAAAGACAAACAAAAGUAUCGGAAGCGUGAAGACAAAAAAAAAGAAAAAUAAUAAAGUAUCGCGUUAGGCAUUGGCAAAUUAUUUAGUUCCAGAACUGUUGAACCUCUUCACCCAUUUUAGGCAAUAUUAGUAUGUAAAUUUGCAUAGAGUAUAAGGACUUUACUAUCAUUGUACGGAAUGCAUCGGCUAAGAUGCACGUUUGCGAUUUCCAAUGAAACGGUGUAAACAAAAAAUAGCAUUGCAAUAUGUUUUAGCCAGCGUGUAGCCACAGAGCUAAGGCGGAAUGCCAGUAUCGUAAAUUUUUCAGAAAAUCACAAAAUUUCAAACGCAAAUAUUUCCCUUGCUAUGUACGCUAUCCGCACGAACUUUUUUUUUUCAUCCCUAUCAUUUGUUUCUUGCUCUACAACUUUUGCAUUUAACUUUUUUUUCGAUAUCGCUUGAAAUGGCAUAGAUAACUUUUUUUUCAUUUAUGCCCAUUUGAUGCACAAUAAAAAAAUAUUAAAUUAAUCGUCACAUAAGAUUUUGAAAAUCGCGCAUACUUUCAUCGCAAAUCGCAAACGUGCUUCCUUAAUUGAUACACUCUGUAUGUAUGGACACGUAUAUUUUUUGGUUCCCUUAUAAAAUUCUUCACACCAAAAUUUCGUCUGUAUGUAAAACUUCGAAAGAGGCUCUCGUUAAUAUUGUCCGUCUGGUCCGUUUCCGUAUCGUUCGGUUCAGCUCUUAAUUUUCUGUCUCUCUAUUUCGUCUCCGUAUCUUUGUGUACUUAAAAUCAUUAGAUAAUUAACUGACGUCCGCUAGAUGAUAGCUCGACAGACAAUGCCGAUAACCGACACACCGAGUAUUUUCAUACUUUAAGCGAGGAUGGUGAAAGGACAGAAAAGGGGAGAGAAAAAAAAAGGAACAAAAAAUGAAACCAAGAAACGAACGAAAGGAAAAUCAACUAGCGUUUAUCGUCUUAUGUACUUUAUAACGUAUUUUACCUGAAGUAUUGUCUCGAUUCUAAUAGAUAAGAAUAUAUUAUGAAUGAUUGUGAUAUAAAAAUAUAUCUCUUAAUGCAAAGGAAACAUCCUCUUGGUGAUGUAAAAGGAACACCAUAGAAACAUAAAGCGUCGCUGUGUAUUGUGCUGUGUACUUAUAUACUAUGCGUAGAUCCUCCUCUCAUCAGCGAGUAUUCCGUACGACGAUCGCUUAGCAAACAAUGCGACAAACAAAGAAUAUCGUAUAAACAAAAUGACCAAAGUUUCGUAAAAGUCCUGCGUGUUUGAAAUCGCCUAUUAAGUACGUUCAAUCAUUUUAUUAUUACUAUGAAGUCUCAUGGGGAAGCGUUUAGAUGCAUAAUUCUUAAUUCAUACACUGCGUCAUUGAUCUCAUCAAGAUGUCGAUGCAUUCUUCAUUGCGCAAUAAAAAAAAAAAGACAAAUCGAAAAGCAAAGAGGUUCGAAGAUCAUGUACAAUAAGGAAAUGAUUUCCUUCUAGCUCGCUACGACUGAUCCUCGAGGCUGAUUACCACGCUGCUCUUUAUUUGGAUCUUACGGGGAAGGAUUUCCUAGACAUAUUCCAAGCUGCUGGCUCUAACGUAUAAAGCAAACUGUUUACGACAAGGACUGAAAAAAUCAUUCGUUGCAAGUUUCACAUUGUUAUUCCAGUAAUUAGCGUGGGUCCGUUAUGCGUUAUCGUUGUAGCCAACCACGAUGCGAUAUGGGUAACGUAGAUACAGUGCUUAUAUGAAUUCUCAAAAGAAAAGAUCCCUGUCAUAAAAUUCUCUAUUAAUGCCAAAGCGGGUUAUAGUUGUAAUUUUGUUUUUCCUUUAUAAAAAUUUAAUUUCACAUGAAUACAAGAUUAUUAUGGAGGACACAGAUUAAUGUGUCUUAAAAAGGGUCUAUGGGGUAUUUGAGAGAGAAAAAAUUCUAAGCAGGAUAUUUCAAUGGUGGUAAAUUGUAGAUUUUGAAUAAGUGAAAGAAAUAUGUAACAAGUGUUUCUAGAGAAGAUAUUUAUAUAUGCACAUCUGGUGAAGUUGAUAGAAAAAAAAAAAUGAAUUAUGCGAAAAAUAACAUGUAUAUAAAAAUAUGUUAAAAGCAAUAAGACAAAUCUUUCACUAUUUUCGAUGAAAACGGGAUAUUAGUUCUGAGUCGUUAAAGAAUUUGAUUUGCUUGAUUUUCACCAAAUUUAUUUGUAUCUUUACGCUCUUCAUGGGACAGGAAGUUAAAAGACGUGGGAGAUCCUUACACGCCGAAGAGAACGAGAUAUUUCUUAAUCAAUUAAUUGUAUAUCGACUAUUACGAAGAGAGAAUUUUCGCGUUUAUUUACUUCACGAAAAAUAUUUCAUCACGGACUUUAUCCCCGUUCCCGACACGAGACAAAGUGCCUGUGAGAUAUUCAGAUGCAGAAGAGCGACGAGGAAGUAAGAGAAGAGAGAAAAAAAGAUUAAAAUAUAUUUUAAAAGGAACCGAUGCAAUAAGAAAUUAUCGGCGCACUCGGUCAUCUCAUAAAAUUCAAAUCAGUCUGACUUCAGAAUGUACCUACGAUCAAUAAAUAAAAAUUGUCACUUGCCUGCAA
Molecule: messenger RNA, 4494 nt
Organism: Cephus cinctus (wheat stem sawfly)
Lineage: Eukaryota; Metazoa; Arthropoda; Insecta; Hymenoptera; Cephidae
Gene: Ttd14
Product: TRPL translocation defect protein 14
Exons: 10
Coding region: 256-1860 (534 amino acids)
Biological process (GO): photoreceptor cell maintenance
Molecular function (GO): phosphatidic acid binding; phosphatidylinositol binding; GTP binding
Source: RefSeq, a predicted model, not a curated record